GGCAAGCUAUCUGCUAAACACUUGCUAGAGUUGCUAGUUGCUAAACACUUCGUCUUCGACUGGCCAAGGGCCAAGCCAACCCCGUUGCUCGGAGCGAUGCUGAGAUCGCUCAUGAUCCGUGCGUUUCCUUUAUAUGUUAUAACCGCAACGCUUUAUAUAUAUACAAAGAACAUUUAAUAUGGACGUAAAUGGAACUGCGAGUACGAGUAUUACUGAAAACAGGAAGAGAAAAAAGUCGUUUAUGGUGCGGAGUCAGGCACGCAAUAUGGCAAAACACAUUCUUUUAAAAUGUGAAGAAGAAAAAAGGUUGAACAAAUAUACGUUUACUGUUAACCAGGCACUUGAUCGUGCAGCGUAUUACACAGGCCUGUCUAAACGUGUGCUAUCUAACAUAAAAAAAGAGCCUGUGGACGCGCAAGGGUGUUUGAAAUCUCCGUCUAAAAAAGGCAGGAAUUAUACGAGAAAGAACAUUCUGAAUGUGGAUAACUUUGAUCGUCAAGUAUUACAUCGGUGCAUCGAAGAGUUUUAUUUGAGCAAAAAAACCGUCCCAACCUGCAAAAAACUUUUGUCAGCUUUACGAGAAAAAAUUAAUUUCCCUUGGGGUGUGACCAGCUUGAGAGGGUUGUUAAAACGGAUGGGUUAUAAGUGGCAGAAAUGCCAAAGCAGAAGGAGAAUUUUGAUAGAGAGGACAAAAGUUUUGCAUGCUAGAUCAGUUUAUUUAAGCAAAAUACUUCAGUUUAGAGAGAGUGAUCGCCAAAUAUUUUUCUUAGACGAAACAUGGAUAGACAACAACUUAACAUUUAAAAAAUGCUGGCGAGAUGACAACAUUAAUGCAAAUAUAACAGAUAAAAGCUCCUCCAAUCAAUUGAUUUUAGUCCAUGCAGGAUCAAGCAGCGGCUUUCUAAAUGGAGCAAAACUGCUUUUCGAAGCUGGCCCAGCCACUGGUGACUAUCAUGGGCAGAUGGGUGUUAACUUUGAAAAAUGGGCAAAGGAAAUGUUAUUGCCGAACCUUCCUACAAACAGCGUUGUUGUGAUGGACAACAUGCCCUACCACAGCCUUCAAGAUAAUAAACCUUCAAAAUCCAGUACAAAACAGGCAAAGAUAGAUUGGCUCGCCAGGAAUAAUGUACAGGCCGAUCUUAGUAUGAGGAAAGACUACUUGUGUGACUUAGUUGAUUUGCAUAAAUCUCCAGAAAAUACUUUUAAAAUGGACGAAUUAUUAAAACGUCAUGGCCACGAUGUAUUGCAAUUGCCUCCCUACAUGUGCGAUUUGAACCCGAUACAGCUCGCGUUGGCAAAAGUUAAGAGGCUUGUGAGGGAACAAAAUGUUACCUCCGACUUUUCUUUAGCCAGAUUGAAGGAAGUAACAGAACAAGCCAUCAUGCAAGUCACACAGGCAGAUUGGCGCAGAUAUGAUGACCAUGUUUUAGUAUUAGAGGAGCUUUACUGGCAAAGAGAUGGCGUGAUGGAGGAUGUAAUCGACUCAUUCGUUAUUGAAGUACGUGACGAAAGUAGUACAUCAAACUCAUCAAGUUCAGAUUUUUCUGAGAGUGAUAGUGCCUAAUUAUUUUAAGCAAUAAGUAUAAUAAUGUAUGUUGUUAGUUUUUAAGUUACAUAUUUUUAAUAUGUAUUCUAGUUUGAAUGUAUUUGUCUACAGACUACAGGGCAAUAAUGGCCUGACAAUAAAUAUUCAGAUUCAAA
Cydia strobilella is the source of this 1701-nucleotide messenger RNA. RefSeq lists its product as uncharacterized. Gene Ontology annotation, molecular function: nucleic acid binding. The transcript has a single exon. Lineage: Eukaryota; Metazoa; Arthropoda; Insecta; Lepidoptera; Tortricidae. The coding region runs from base 179 to 1564 and encodes 461 amino acids. The record is from RefSeq and is a predicted model, not a curated record.